Messenger RNA from Salvelinus sp. IW2-2015, 2738 nucleotides. NCBI's taxonomy places the organism in Eukaryota, Metazoa, Chordata, Actinopteri, Salmoniformes, Salmonidae. The record is from RefSeq and is a predicted model, not a curated record.
CACUCCACUGUUCUGUUACUGACUGAGCCAGGAGAUAGCUGGACCUGGACCCUUUGUGAGUGAAUGAGACAACACGACACAGAGAGUAAGAUCACACACAAAGACUGACUCCAACAUCUUCCUGUCGCUAUUGUUGUAUGUCUCUUGCUGUCUUUCAGCAGCAGAGAGGGAACUAAGCUUGACAUACAGUACAGAGACAACACACCAGAUGGAGAAGAGUGGUGUUCCUGAGUGUCUCACCCACUCUGAGAUAUUGGGUCAGCUGAGAAGUGAGCUGUCCCAUUCAUCUGACUUACAUAUCUUCAUCAUAUUGGGAGCCUCAGGAGAUCUUGCCAAUAAGAAGAUCUAUCCUACUCUAUGGUGGCUGUUCAGAGAUGAGCUUCUCCCAGAAGAGACCCACUUUGUGGGCUUCGCUCGCUCCGAGCUGACCAUGGAGGACAUCAGGACAGCAUGUCUGCCACAUAUGAAGGUAGGUGAUGGGGAGAGUGAGCGCCUCGCUGCGUUCUUCAGUAGGAACUCUUACCUGAGCGGCAGGUAUGAUGAGGAGGACUCCUUCUCUGAGCUGAAUGCCCACCUGAGCUCCCUGACCACCAGCAAGGGGGCUGACCAUGCUAACUGUGUCUUCUACCUGGCACUGCCCCCCAGCGUCUACCAUCAUGUUAGCAAGAACAUCAGAGCCCACUGCAUGUGCCGCAAAGGUUGGAGCAGGGUGAAGUGGGAGAAGCCAUUUGGUCGUGACUUGCAGAGUUCUCAGGAGCUGUCGUCCCACUUCUCCUCCCUGUUCAGAGAAGACCAGAUCUACCGCAUAGACCACUACCUGGGCAAGGAGAUGGUGCAGAACCUCAUGGUCCUCAGGUUUGGGAACCGUAUCUUUGGUCCUAUCUGGAACAGGAACAGCGUGGCCUGUGUGGUUCUAACCUUUAAAGAACCAUUCGGUACACAGGGACGUGGAGGAUACUUUGAUGACUUUGGCAUCAUCCGUGAUGUCAUGCAGAACCACCUCCUCCAGAUGCUCUCUCUGGUUGCCAUGGAGAAGCCUGCCUCCACCAGCCCUGAUGAUGUGAGAGAUGAGAAGGUGAAGGUGUUGAAGUGCAUCGCCCCAGUGCCUCGGUCUGAUGUGGUGCUGGGUCAGUACAUAGGGGACCCUGAGGGGAAAGGCCAUGCCAGACUGGGUUACCUAGACGACCCCACCGUGCCCAACGGCUCCCGGACGCCUACCUUCGCCACGUCUGUGCUCUACGUACAGAAUGAGAGAUGGGAUGGUGAGGACCGACAGCCAUCUUGGAUUCUAGCAAACUCUUUUCCUAUUUUCCUCCUAUGUCCCUUAUCUAGACAUGCCACUCGAACGAGCGUAAGGCGGAGGCGUCUCACAGUUCACGGAUGUUCUCCAGGACAUUCUAUUAUGAGCAGCUGCCAGAGGAAUGAGCUGGUGGUUGAGUACAGGCCUGAUGAGGCCAUCUACCUCAAGAUGAUGACCAAGAAGCCUGGAGCCUACUUCAGCCCUGAGGAGACUGAAACUGGACCUUACCUACAGAGCAGAUAGAAUAGCAAGGACGUGAAGCUCCCUGAUGCAUAUGAACGUCUGAUUCUGGAUGUGUUCUGUGGGAAUCCGAUGCACUUUGUCCGCAGUGAUGAGCUGCGAGAAGCCUGGAGGAUCUUCACUCCCCUCCUCCAUCACAUAGAGGGAGAGAAAACACCUCCUAUCCCUUACACCUAUGGAAGUCGUGGACCAAAUGAAGCGGAUGAGCUCGUGAGGAGGGUGGGAUUCCGCUACGAGGGAACAUACAAGUGGGUCAACCCCCACACUGCAUGACACAAGAAACACACACCAAUUACACUGUGUGAAAGUUCCCUUGUGUUUGCUACUCUCGACUCUUUUGAGGUGCUUAUUUAACUCAUACUGCAUGAAAGAAAACGUUAUAUUCUGCAUUUCUCACAAUCCUGAUAUUCCCUCGUCUCUCCUAUUUGAGUUGGCAUGGUAUCAUACUGUACUGUAUGUGCCGUAGCCAACUUGUCAUUUGGGCACAUGUUUGGCAUGACAAUGAAGGAACACAGUGGAGUUGGUUAAAACACAAACCGAUCUGAACCACCAGGCGACAAAUCAGUAUUAUGAACAACACGCCUGAACCUGAUUAAUGCACGGUUUGAUUACAGCAUCACUAUCCAGAUUGAUUGUGACAAAAUAAAUCAUGAUCAUUUAUUGACUUCACUCUUUGAUUGUUUGAUUGACGAUGUAAAUUCCUGUGAGACUGUCAUCUAGAAGGCAUUGAGCACCCUGAAGGGAGGAGGUAAGGUAUAUGGCCCAGUUCUGAGCCUGCUGUCACUCCAUAGCCCACAGACUGUUACUGCUGGGAGGAAGCGGAAUGAAUGAAAGACCAAAAAUGUGUCAUUAUAUACAUUGGGUGCACUCGUUUUACAUCGCCUGGUUCCCCAGGUGGGUGAAAAUGUCACUAAGACAAAUGGAAUCGUCUAAAAAGUACAACGGGUGACACAAAACAAAUGUGCCCAAUGACAAUAGCUGAUUCAUAAAAUUGCAAUGUAUGCAAUGUAUGCUUGGAUCAACUUUGUCACUGGGGUUUUGAGAAGAGUUUGAGAAUGGUCUCAAUGUUCAAGAACAACAGGUUUGUCUUACUCUUCUAUACUCACGAGAUAAAAGUGUGUCUCUUGCUCUCUGGGAGUAAACGUCAGUUCUGUCAUAAACAAUAAAUGAUGUGUAAGCUCAAAAUUCUGCAUAAUAA